Molecule: messenger RNA, 4211 nt
Organism: Fusarium graminearum PH-1
Lineage: Eukaryota; Fungi; Ascomycota; Sordariomycetes; Hypocreales; Nectriaceae
Exons: 4
Coding region: 1-3159 (1052 amino acids)
Biological process (GO): oligosaccharide catabolic process; mannose metabolic process
Cellular component (GO): fungal-type vacuole membrane
Molecular function (GO): alpha-mannosidase activity; carbohydrate binding
Source: RefSeq, a predicted model, not a curated record
AUGGGUGGCGGUACCGAGCCAAAGGGAAAUGAUUCUUCCUACCCCCUCUUCGCCGAGCGGCCCGUCGGCGUUCCCAAGACGAGCAUUCUGAAGGGUCGCAUUGAACCGUUCUAUAAGUCAGGGCAGUACUAUAAGGUCAACUUACAGGCGAACAUGGACAAUGCCAGAUACUCAGGCAAACCUCAUGUGCAACUCUCCGUCUGGGACGCACCGGAUCUUUCCCGUCCGACAUUUGAAGAUGCUGUUAGUCACGAAUUCAGGGAAACCCAUACCGGCACUUCUUUUGGUCCUUCCUGGUCCACUCAUUGGUUCAAGGUCAUCCUUCGUAUUCCUGAGGACAUCAAGGAUGAAGAGCUCAUUGAAUUGCAUUGGGAUGCCAGCAACGAGGGUACCAUCUGGACAGAGGAUGGUGUCCCCAUUCAAGGCCUCACUGGCAGCGGAGAGCGCAUUGAGUGGAUCAUUCCCGACUCAUUCCGCGAUGGCGAAGAGCACACUAUUUAUAUCGAAAUGGCUUGCAAUGGUAUGUUUGGAAACGCCCCCAACGGUACUACCACCAUUGCUCCGCCGGAUCCCAACAGACGCUUCAACCUCAGCAAAGCCGAUAUUGUGGCCGUCAACGUACCAGCUCGCAAGCUUCACAUAGAUAUCUGGGAGAUCGGCGACGCUGCCCGUGAGCUUCCUGAGAAUUCGGCUGAGCAGAAUCAUGCAUUGGCUGUAGCCAUGAAGAUAAUCAACACAUUCGAGGUCAACAACCAGGACUCUAUCCUCAAGUGCCGAGAAAUUGCUCGUGAAAUUCUCGGUCCCGAUGUUGACUCUCACAAGGUGUAUGAAGUAGGAAAGGAUCCCGUCGUCUUCGGAAUUGGUCAUUGCCACAUCGAUAGUUGCUGGCUCUGGCCUUGGGCUGAGACAAAGCGCAAAGUCGUUCGCUCUUGGAUGAACCAAUGCGAUCUCAUGGAGCGGUACCCAGAGGCCAAUUUUGCUUGUUCCCAAGCUCAACAGUACAAGUGGCUCAAGACCUACUAUCCUGCUGCCUACAAGCGAGUCAAGCAGAAGGUAAAGGAGGGCCAGUUCCACCCUAUCGGUGGUAGCUGGGUCGAGCACGACACAAAUCUGCCCAGUGGUGAGUCGCUUGUGCGACAAUUCUUCUACGGCCAACGGUUCUUUGAGGCCGAGUUCGGCUCGAGAUGUCGCACGUUCUGGCUUCCUGACACUUUUGGAUAUUCGAGCCAGCUUCCUCAACUCUGUCGCCUGGCCGACAUGGAUCGUUUCCUGACCCAGAAACUGAGCUGGAACAAUAUCAAUAACUUUCCUCAUACGACAUUCAUGUGGAGAAGUAUCGAGAAACAUAAAACGAUGCGAGUUGAUAGCUCUUCUCUGCUUGUCUUCGGUAAAGGUGACGGUGGUGGCGGCCCUACUUGGCAACAUUUUGAAAAGCUCCGUCGAUGCGCUGGAAUUAGCAACACUAUUGGUGGAAUCCCCAAGAUCAAGAUGGGCUUGACUGUUGACGACUAUUUUGAUCGACUGAACCAGAAAGCCACCGAGUUCCCUACCUGGUACGGCGAACUCUACUUCGAGCUACACAGAGGAACAUACACCACACAGGCCAACAACAAGUACUACAACCGAAAGGCUGAGGUGAUGCUACGAGACAUCGAGCAACUGGCCACGUUUGCAUCGAUCAAGAACAAGAAGUACAAGUAUCCAACCAAGGAUCUCGAUGACAUGUGGGAAUCAGUACUUCUCUGCCAGUUCCAUGACUGCCUACCAGGAAGUAGCAUCGAGAUGUGUUACGAUGAUUCCGAUAAGGUCUACGCUGAAGUUUUUGAAACUGGCAAACGUCUUCUGAACGAUCUCUACGAUGCGCUCCAUGUUACCAGCCAGUUCUCAUCCUCUCUCGACGAAUCGGUGGCCAUCAACACAUUGCCUUGGCACCGAAAGGAGCUCGUAGAGCUCUCCGAUAGUGAGGUCGGUGUCGCAUGUGGUGACGGCCAACUACUGGCUCUCCGCUCGUUCAAGGUGCAAGAGGAGAAGCCUGCAGUCACUGUAAUGGAACAGUCAACCGAUGUAUAUGUCUUGCAAAACGACCAACUCCGUGUUGUUGUCGACAAUGGUGUCAUCACGUCCAUUUACGACAUUGAGAAUGAUCGCGAGGUUGUCGAGAAGGGCGGUGAGGCCAACAAGUUUGUCAUAUUCGAUGAUAUUCCGCUUUACUGGCAGGCUUGGGAUGUCGAAGUUUACCAUCUCGAUGCCCGCAGAAAUGUUGAAUAUGGCAAGACCAAGAUCUUUGAACAGAAGCCCCAUCGAGUUACCCUGGUCACUGAGAUCAAGGUCAGCGAAAACAGUUCGAUCAAGUCAUACACCACCCUCUCGGCGGCUCUUAAAGGUCAACCUCCUCAAAUUGAUGUCAAGGCCAACGUCAACUGGCACGAAGAUUCAAAGUUCCUCAAGGUUGAAUUCCCUGUCAACGUUGUUAACAAUGAGGCUUCGUACGAGACAGCUUUUAGCAUCACCAAGCGACCAACCCACUACAACACAAGCUGGGACAUGGCCAAAUUCGAGGUGUGCUGUCACAAGUUCGCUGAUCUCUCAGAGAACAACUACGGCGUUUCUAUCCUGAACGACUGCAAAUAUGGCUUCGCGACCGCCGGCAAGAUGAUGCGAUUGUCACUUCUACGAUCGCCCAAGGCACCCGAUGCCAAUGCUGAUAUGGGACGCCACACCAUUCGAUGGGCUAUUCUUCCCCACAAGGGAGGUCUGUCUUCGACCACGGUCAAGGCUGCGUACGCUUUCAACAAUCCUCUGAAGCCUGUCACGGCUUCCAAGGUCGUCCUCGAAAGCCUUUCUAGUGCGCCCAUCAAGCUUGUCAACACUGACGAGUCCGACUCUCUGGUGCUUGACACCAUCAAGCGAGGCCAGGACGAUGAAGACGUGACCCGAAAGGAGGGUUUACGUGUGAACAAGGGACAAAGCAUCAUUAUUCGCGUAUACGAAUCUCUGGGUGGUCGCAGUCGUGGUACCAUCAAAACGAGCUUUGACGUCAAGCGUGUCACCAAGACAAACAUCUUGGAGGAUGACCUGGAAGAAAUUGAAUAUGAAGAUGGCAAGAUCCCAAUUACGCUGCGACCUUUCGAAGUCGCCACCUUUAAACUCCAGCUGUAGAGCGACACGGAACUAGAGGGUUGCGUUUGUACAGACUCAGAACAAGACAGGCGUUGGGUUGUCGUUUGAAAUGCUAGCAAGCCGACUGGUCUUGCUCAAUAUUACACUGCGGAUUAAACAUAAUGAGACUUGAUGGGUUACCACGGCAUUCCACUCGACUGGGCAUCAGUUGUAGCACGAUUGGUGCAGUAGCCGAGAGCAGCAUGGCCAUGAAACAAGAACUUAGUCAAUUACCAAUAAAUGGCUCUAUUUGCGGUUCCUAAAACGCCAUUUCCUUCAUGUGAAUUGAUAGCUAUAAACAUCUAGGCCAAGGCGAAUGCAUCCUCGACCCGUAGAUGAUCAACAAGGAAAUAUCUUUCCCGGUAUCCAUAACUCGUCGCUCUGUAAUACAGUACCUUGAAAAUUACACACACCCACACACAUGUGGCACCUAAUUAGAAUCAUCAGGUAGCUCCUCAAUGACUGUCUGGACCAUUUGGAUGAGCUCGUUGAUGUCAGGCCGCUCCGCAGGCUCGACACAAAGACACUUCCUCACGACUUCGCGAAUAGGCUCGCUAAUCUCAACCGCAGGUGCUUGCUGCUGCUGCUGCUGCGACUGUCCUUGCUGCGGGCGCAUGCUGUUAUUCCGCUUGACACCAGCAGGGCCCUCAUCGGGGAAACGCCAGUCACCACCCAAAACACACAACGACAGGGUACCACCAGUCUCAUCCGAGCGCAUCUCAAAGGGUGACUUGCCAACGAGGCAAGCGUAGAGAGUACAGCCCAGCGACCAGAUAUCAACCUUUGUGUCGAUCACCAUGCCGGUCUGGACGUCAAAAAGCUCAGGGGCGCGGUAAGGCAUUGUUGAGUGCUCGGCGGCUGUGUCUUGGAUCUGAAGGGCGAGAGAUUGUGAUGUUACAGGAAUAGGCGAGGGCGCAACGGAUCCAAGAUCCAUAAGAAUCGGGGUCGAACCAGUGUCAUCAAUCAUGAUGUUACCUGAUGCUAUGUUAGCGCUUGAAAGUAAAUUGGUACAGCUGACUGCUCACCUGGCUUGAUAUCUCUGUGGGAAUAAU